UUGGGAAACGGGGGGCAACCAAUGAUGCCCAGGGCAGAGACCCUGUCCCCAUUUGGUAGCACGUAAAACUGUCGGGCACCCAGGAGGUGUUGGUGGGAUCCAUCGUCAGCUGUCCCACCAGCUUGGGGAGCCUCGGGGGGCUGGGGGGUGGUGGGGGAGUUCUUUAAGGAUGGCGUCCCUCCCCAAGUGGAAGGCCCAACUUCUGGAGCGGAAGAGGAGGGAUGAGGAAGAGGGCAGAAGGAGGGAGAAGGAGGAGCUCGAGAGGCUGGCUAGCAUCCCGGCCUGGAAGAAGGAGGUAAUGGAGAGGAGGAGGAGCCGCCUUUGCUCCCGGCCCCUGCCGGGCGAGGGCCAGGCUCCUGUCCCAGGGAGGGCUGGGCCGCGGGGUGAUGAGCGUGCCGGCACCCAGGAGGGGGCGGUCCUGCAGGAGGCCAUCGGGCCCGUCAACUGCAACCCCUUCGUGCGGCAGGAGAGGCGGAGGUGGGACGGGGAGAUGGGGCAGGGCCCCAGGCCCCGGCAGUGGGCCCCCACCAACGCCGGGGCCAGGACGUCCCGGCCGGGCGACCUCGCCGCCCCGGAGCCCGAGGACCUCCCCCACCCGUGGCAACCGGCCUCCGACGCCCCAAGGGCCGAUCCGGGCAGGAGGGUGGGGGCCCCAAGGCGUCCCGUCACCGAGGCCGCCCUGACCAGGAGCGUGGAGGACCUGAGCUGCUUGGGGAGGGGCCAGGGCAAGGGGGAGGAGGAGGAGGAGGAGGAGGAGGGGGAGGAGGGGGAGCAGGUGCCCAGGCGAGGUAGGGUCAGCCGGCUGCUCAGCCGUUUCGGCCAGCGGCGGGGCUUCUUCGCCCGUUCCCGCAGCUCGGAGAAUGUCCUGCGGCGCCCCUCCAGACCUGGGGACCCAGAGAUCCCGGGACUCCUCCCUCGCCGGCCCCCCCAGCAACCCCCCUCGCCUUCCCCUCCCCGGAGCCUGCCUGGUGCCUCAUUUGUCGGCCGGGGUGACCCCACCGAGGACCAGGACCCUGAGCCGCCCUCCCCCUCCCCCACCCCAUCCCCCUCCUCCUCGCCCCCGGCAACCAACGCCCGUGGGGAGGGGGCGGGCUGCCCCCCGGCCCACCGCCCCGCCGAGCCAGAGGAGGGGGGGCGGCCCACAGAGUCACCCCAGGCCAGCGGGCGGCAGGUGGGGGCUGCCCCAGACCCCCGGGAGACCCCAGCGGCGGACGGCCAGGGGCAGGGUCCGGGCGGGCCGCCCCCCUUCCCAUCUCCCACGCAUCCCGCCCUGAGCCUCCCCUGGGCCAGGCUGUUGUCGGCGAUGCCUCCCCUCAGCCCGGCAGCCUGUCGAAACCGCAGCAAUCAGCACAGCUUCCCCUUCCUGUGCCGGCCUGACCUCAGGCUGCCUGGCUGCUGCGGCUUCCUGCCCUGCUGCAGCAGCGACUGUGUCGGGAGGGGCGGACGAUGGGCCCCAGGACCUGCAGGCCGGAGUAGGCCCAGAGAGGCCUCCGUCCCCCGAGCAGCAGGCCGCCCAGGAGGGGGCCGGCAUGAGCAGGCUGUACAGGGUGGAGGGCCUCUCCUGGGCAGGGCCCGCGCCCCACCCACUGCCCAGGAGGAGGCUGGGCCUCCGGUCCGCUUCCUUAAAGGGGCGGUGGGCCUCCUCAGCAGGCCGGAGGCGGCGGCUCCGAGCGAGGGCCCGGCGGAGAAGGACAGCCCCGGGACGGCGCCUAGCGACGGGCAGGAGGCCAAGGGGCCAUGGGGGUGCGUGCGUCCGAGCGGAACCCCCCAGCGCAAGGCAGGCCGGACCAUCACCAUCAACCCCCGCAAGAUGGCGGCUAGCAAGGCCUCAGCGGCGGCGGAGAACGGUGUGGUGGCUCCCCCGGCAACGACACAGCCCCCGGCAGCCCCAGGCGCGCCGGCCAAGAAGAGGUACCCGACAGCUGAGGAGAUCCUGGUGAGGGGUUACCUGACCCUGCGGAGGUCCUGCCUGGUCAAGGCCGGGGCGACCCGGAGGAAGGUGAGGCCUUUAAACAUCUCCUUUAAUGACGGCGAGUUGGAGUCCACCUUCGAGUACCCAUCGGAACUGGCGCUGCUGGCUGAGUUCGGCACCGAUGAGGACGAGGCGGCGCCCCAGCUCCGGGAGCCUCAGGAAGAGGAGGAGGAGGAGGAAGAGGCACCGGUCCCUCGCCUGGAGGUGCCCGGGUCGCCUGUGGUCGGGAGAGUGAUCCGCAGGAAGCCGCUUCUCGUAGAUGAGAGUUGCAGGUGAUGACAGACUCCACAACCAACCACCGUGUGACUUUUGCCUUUGGAACUGCCACCAACCUCUGCUUUAAGUCUCGUAAACUGCCAAGGACCACAUUCCUAAAGAGAACAAAGAUAUAAACAGGACCCUCCAGGAUUUUCCUUCCGUUCACUGGAGCUGCCACAGAUGACUGUGACCGACUGCUGGUUCGUUUCCUCUGGAUGUUUUUCGGAAUCAAACAACUCCACCAAGCCCAGUGGGACGUGUGGCCCACAGCAAGGGCGGAAAGACGUUGUGCUCCAGUUAGGAAACACCACUGUUCCUCGCUCAAACAGAACUUCCCAAAUGCCCAUUCCUUUUUGUAGCUUCACGUGCCGGAUUAUUUGAACUUCUUCAAGGAUGUAGGCUUCUGCAGGGAGAACAUUUGCCAUGGUGAUGUCUGUGUGUGCCAGUAAGGGGGAUUCAGUACUCCGAAAAUAUUUAUUCCCCUUUAUGUGUGAAUAGGGGCGGGUGCUGCAUUGUGAGAGGGUGCUUCCUCAGGGCGUGACAGGACAUUGGGCGGAAGGGGAUGUCCCAUCCCGUCCCUCCCCUCCCUGUCCCUGUUGGUCAGUCACAGGAGUGAGAUGGAGGUCUGGUCCAGACCUGGAGACAACCUCUGCCGAUGGACGGGAGGGACGGUGGGGGAGAUAACGCGGAAUCCUGGGACCUGAUUGCAACACAGGAGGAGAGGUGGAGGGUGAUUUGGUUCAGAAUUCCCGGUUGGUGUCUAUCUGAGGGAGAUCCAGCUCUGGAUGGUGUUCCCGUCUCCAGGAGUACAGCCAGGUCCCCGGCCACUCAGGAGUGCACGUGCUGUUCUCUAACCUCCUACCGACAGCUAAUGGCCCCGCGCGCAACAAACGAACCUUCACCGUGGCACCUUGGUUCCUCGCCACCUGACUUGACGGGGCUUGUUGACUCUGGGCCAGCCUCCUGGAGAUUUUCCAACCUCAAUUCCUCCUUUCCCUGCCUCUAUGCAACAUUUGAGUGGUAUGGGAUUUGGGAAAAACAACAAGCCUUAAGACUCAUAGGGGCAGAAUUAGGCCAUUUGGCCCAUUGAAUCUGCUCUGCCAUUCGAUUGUGGCUGAUUUUAUUUUCAACCCCAGUCUCCCGCCUUCUCCCCGUAACCCUUAACCCCCUCACCAGUCAGGAACCCAUCAACCUCUGCCUUAAAUGCACCCAAUGCCUUGGCCUCCACAGCCCUCUGUGGCAACGAAUUCCACAGAUUCACCGCCCUCUGGCUGAAGAAAUUCCUCCUCAUCCACUUCCGAAGGGACGUCCCUUUAUUCUGAGCAUAGUUACAUUGGGAACAAUCCUGGCCACUUGUCUUUCAGUGUUCCUGGGAUGACUAGUCCCAGUGACAAGCAAUCAAGUAUGCAAGGAAAUGUGUACCUCCCACUCAGGAUUUCUCCCCCAGAAUUACAGGAUUCUGCCCCACCUUCCCGGAAUACCACCAGGUUCCUGUUGAGCAGAAGGCACCACAUGGGAUAAAAUCCUGGGAAGCUCUGUGACUACUGGCGGGUCCCGGGAUCACUAUCUGAAUUUCAGCAGCCAGCCCAGAUACAGUCUUCCAGUCCAAUACAAGACAUUCCCGUCUCCCGGUUUACAAGCUCUUGGUUUUUAUGUGUGUUUCUUUUAAACUUUAGACACAGUGGAUUUUGUGCAAAUUGUGUGUGUGUGUGUGUGUGUGUGUGUGCGUGUGUGUGUGUUUGUGUGCGUGCGUGUGUGUGUGUGUGCGUGUUUUUAUGAGUUUGCUAUGAACGGUUUAACAAUGCAUGCCAGCACUUUUGCUGUCACAGCCCACGUAUGUUCACGCCAGAUCCCCAAUAAAAUUUUGUAACUGGCUCCAGGGCUGCAGAUAUUGCGAAGUUCAGGUUUUCAAGUGACAUAGAACAGUACGGCACCAGAACAGGCCCUUCAACCCAUCAUGUCUGUGCCAGCCGUGAUGCCAAAUUAAGCUAAACCUACCUGCCUGCACAUGACCCCCAUCCCUCCACUCCCUGCCUGGCCCAGAUGCCACACACAAUAGUGAGUUGUUUUCUCUGGAGUGUUGGAGGCUGAGGGGAGACCUGACGCUAUCGCGUCUGCUUCCACCACCCGUACCAGGCACCCACCGCGCUCUGUGUAAAAAUACUUACCCCGCACAUCUCCUUUAAACUCUCCCCCCUUCUCACCUUAAAGCUACGUCUCCCAGAAUACUCUCAGUCCUGAUGCAGGGUUUCAACCCGAAACAUUGACACUUCCUUUCCCCUCGCACAGGUGCUGCUGGAUGAGCAGAUUGUUGCAACAUCUGCAGUCUCUUGGGUCCCCUCUGGUGUUUGACAUUUCUACCCUGGGAAAGAGAUUCUGACUUGUCUCCCCUAUCUCUGCCUCUCAUAAUAUUAUAAACCUCUAUCAGGUCUCGUCUCUGCCUCCAACGCUCCAGAGGAAACAACCCAAGUUUGUCCAGCCUCUCCUUAUAGCUCAUACCUUCUAAUCCGGGCAGCAUGCUGGUGAACCUCUUCGGCACCCUCUCCGAAGCCUCCACAUCCUUCCCGUAAUGGGGUGACCACAACUGUGCCCAACACUCCAGGUGUGGUCUAACCAAAGUUUUGCACCUGCUUCCCCCUUGUUCCUCUCCUGGUUCACCCAGGCCCUCUUACACACACACUGCAACCCUCCCAGCCCCCUAUUGCCCCUGGUUCUAUCCCCUCCUCCACCUACAUCAGCCCAUCUCCCACACACACCUCCCACUGGGUCCCCUCCCUCCACUGUUCCCAUCUGCUCUCCCCACCUCCCUUAUUUGGUUCCAUGCUCCUCUCAGAUUCGCUGCCUCCACCUAUCACCCCCCAGCCAGCAACCUGUCACUCUCCCCACCUUUCCUUCCCGGUCCUGCAUCUGCCAAUCACCCCCCCCCCCCUCACCUGGAUCCAACCAUCACCUGCCAGCCCUCACUCUACCCCUUCCCCUCACCUCUUUAUACCGGCCAUCUCCCCUCUGCUCUUUCAGCCCAGGUGAAGGGUCUCGACCCGAAACGUCGACUGUCCAUCUCCCUCCACCAGAUGUUCCUCCAGCAGCUCCAGAUUCCUGCAUCUGCAGCCUCGAUGCCUGUGAAGUUGUCACCGGCCGCUUGUUGUUUUGGCAUUGAGACGUGCAGACACUCUCGUGAACUUGAUUGUGUUUAUCUCAAACUGCGUUACCGCUGGAGGGGGUGGAAAAUGUCGCAAAGUCCCUCACAGAAGCGUAGGCCAAGAAAAAUUGUCAUUGAGUCACUGAGGGAGAUACUCGAAGAAAAGGUUGAUAGGUUAGUCAAAGGGACAGUUUUUAAGUGGCAGUGGAGGGAGUCUUCAUCGUCUGUGGUCUUGCUUUUGUACAUCUGGCCUUCCCUUAUUCGGAAUAAUUCUCCACGUGGUGACCUUCUUCUGUGAAAGGCACGGAUUGGGAUUGAAGAAAACCACCACUUGACCCACACCAAGCCAAUCCAGUCAGUUUUAUUGGUUGCACCCUCACACUCCCAUUCACAGACUCACGGAGAGAGACAGCACAGAAACAGGCCGUUCAGCCCAUUGCGUCUGCACUGACCAUCAACCACUCACUGACACUAAUACCACGUGAAUCCCCGGAGACACCGGGAGAUGCUGGAACCUGGAGCAACAAGUAAAAAGCUGAGGGACUUCAGCGGGUCGAGCAGCUUCUGUGGAGGGAAAUGGAACAGUUGACUUUCUGGUCCAGGUGGAGGGUCUCGACCCGAAACGUCGACUGUCCAUUUCCCUCCACAGACGCCGCCUGACCCGGCGAGUUCCUCCAGCUUCUCACUUGCUGCAUUAAUCCAAUUUUUUAUUCUCCCCACAUUCCCAUCAACUCCCCCCAGCUUCUACCCCUCACCCACACACCGGGGGCAAUUUACAGCGGAGAAUUAACCCACCGACCCGCCCAUCUUUGGGACGCGGGAGGAAACCGGAGGAAAACGUGCAAACUCCACACAGACAGUGCCUGAGUUCAGGAUCGACUUCCUCCUGGUUUAAAAAUGUUUAAUUACAUGAAUCCUUAUGGGAAAUUAUACAUACUUUCCCCAUCAGUGCCUUUCACGGAAACAGGUUGCAAUUGUGAAACAGGUCAAUGAAUAUCGAAAGUUAUUCCUAAUAAAGGUGUUUUCCCAAUUCA
Pristis pectinata (smalltooth sawfish) is the source of this 6403-nucleotide messenger RNA. RefSeq names its product phostensin-like. Gene Ontology annotation, molecular function: phosphatase binding. The record is from RefSeq and is a predicted model, not a curated record. Lineage: Eukaryota; Metazoa; Chordata; Chondrichthyes; Rhinopristiformes; Pristidae.